GGGUGGCAGAGCAAAGGAGGAAUGGAUUGUGGGCCACCAGCAACCCUCCAGCCCCACCUGGCUGGGCCACCAGAUAGUCCUCAACACCCAGUAGCUAUAUGCCAACAGGAGAGUCUGUCCUUUAUUGAGCUGCCAACCCUGCAGCCCCUGAGCCCUGUGUGUCUGGACCUUUUCCCUGUCAGCCCGGAGGAACUACGGCCUCCUGGCAGCCGCUGGUCCCUGGGGACCCCUGCUCCUCUUCAAGGUCUGCUAUGGCCACUGACCCCAGAAGGUCCAGAUACAGAGACCUCCACCAGUGGAGGGAUGCGGCCCAGCAGGGCUGGCAGCUGGCCCCACUGUCCUGGUGCCCAGCCCUCAAUUCUGGAGAGACCGUGGAGUCCUCAGCACUCACAGCCGCAGCGCAGGGCCAGCCAUGGCUCAGAGAAGAAGUCAGCCUGGCGCAAGAUGCGGGUGUACCAGCGUGAAGAGGCCUCUGGCAGCCCUGAAGCCCAUCCUGGCUUCCUGGAGCCUAGCCAGACAGUGCAGGAGCAGACUGUAAGCACAGAGGAGCCAAGGGUGCUGGAACUGUCUGGAACUACCCGAGGAGCCUUGGAGGGUCCUGAGCGGAGGCGCUUCUCAGCCUCAGACCUGAUGACCAGGCUACACUCUUCUCUGCGCCUCGGGCGGAGUUCAGCAGCCAGGGCACUGACAUCAGGGCCAGGCACUGGAGCAGGUACCAGCUGGAAAGCAUCUGGAAGGGAGGCUCAAAGUGUAGAGAUGAAGGUGGACACUUCAUCACUGCCAGCACCUGUUGGUGACCCAAGCCAGGGCCUGGGUAGCCUGCUGGAACCCAGGCUGGACAUGCAGGAAGAAGCCCCGGAUCCCAACGAGCGGCGCCAGUCACGGUUUCUCCUAAACUCUGUCCUCUACCAGGAAUACAGCGACGUGGCCAGCGCCCGCGAGCUGCGGCGGCAGCAGCGCGAGGAGGAGGGCCCGGGGGACGAGGCGGAGGGCGCGGAGGAGGGGCCCGGGCCGCCCCGGGCCAACCUCUCUCCUAGCAGCUCCUUCCGGGCCCAGCGAUCGGCGCGAGGCUCCACCUUCUCGCUGUGGCAGGACAUCCCCGACGUGCGCGGCAGCGGCGUCCUGGCCACGCUGAGCCUGCGCGACUGCAAGCUACAGGAGGCCAAGUUUGAGCUGAUCACCUCUGAGGCCUCGUACAUCCACAGCCUGUCUGUGGCCGUGGGACACUUCUUGGGCUCUGCUGAGCUAAGUGAGUGUCUGGGGGCUCAGGACAAGCAGUGGCUAUUUUCCAAGCUGCCUGAGGUCAAGAGCACCAGUGAGAGGUUCCUGCAGGACUUGGAGCAGCGUCUGGAGGCAGAUGUACUGCGAUUCAGUGUGUGCGAUGUAGUGUUCCAUCAUUGCCCUGCCUUCCGCCGUGUCUACCUGCCCUAUGUCACCAACCAGGCCUACCAAGAGCGAACCUACCAGCGCCUGCUCUUGGAAAACCCCAAGUUCCCCAGCAUUUUGGCCCGUCUGGAGGAGUCUCCAGCUUGCCAGCGGCUGCCCCUCACCUCCUUCCUCAUCCUGCCCUUCCAGAGGAUCAUGCGCCUCAAGAUGCUGGUGGAGAACAUCUUGAAGCGAACUACACAGGGCUCCCAUGACGAAGACAUGGCCACCAAGGCCUUUAAUGCACUCAAAGAGCUGGUACAGGAAUGCAACGCCAGUGUGCAGUCUAUGAAGAGGACAGAGGAGCUCAUCCACCUGAGCAAGAAGAUCCACUUUGAGGGCAAGAUCUUCCCACUGAUCUCACAGGCCCGUUGGCUGGUUCGGCAUGGGGAACUAGUGGAGCUGGCACCACUGCCCGCAGCUCCACCUGCCAAGCUGAAGCUGUCCAGCAAGGCGGUCUACUUGCACCUCUUCAAUGACUGCCUUCUGCUCUCCCGGAGGAAGGAGCUCGGGAAGUUCGCCGUUUUCGUCCAUGCCCGGAUGGCAGAGCUGCAGGUGCGGGACCUGAGCCUGAAGCUCCAGGGCAUCCCUGGCCAUGUGUUCCUCCUGAGGCUUCUGCACGGGCAGCGUGCCAAGCACCAGCUCCUGCUAAGGGCCCGCACUGAGAGUGAGAAGCAGCGGUGGAUCUCAGCCUUGUGCCCCUCCAGUGCCCAGGAGGACAAGGAGGCCAUCAGUGAGGGAGAAGACCGCCCCCAGGUCCAGUGCGUGAGAACCUACAAGGCCCUGCAGCCAGAUGAGCUGACCCUGGAGAAGACUGACAUUCUGGCAGUGAAGACCCGGACCAACGAUGGCUGGCUGGAGGGGGUACGCCUGGCAGACGGCGAGAAGGGCUGGGUGCCCCAGGCCUACGUGGAGGAGAUCGGCAGCCUCAGCGCCCGCCUCCGCAACCUCCGCGAGAAUAAGCGGGUCACCAGUGCCAGCAGCAAGCUGGAGGAGCCCCCCGUGUGAAGGGCAGCCGUGGCUGGCAACAGCCGCACUGGACUUGGCUUCUGGUCAGUCUAGAGGGUCCACAGUGGCCCCAUGCCACAGAUGGUGGCUGGGGUACUGGAGUUGGGGGCUUCCAAGGAGUCUCCCCAGUCUUUACUCUCCCUGGUACCCACACUUCAGGGAUGAGGGCCAACACAGGGGGCUGCGCCUUCCACCCACCUGAUUCGUGGCCCCUAUGCAGACGGUGGGUGGACACUGCGGGGUUGGUGGAUGCUGGCAUCUCUGGGUAGCUGAGACUUUCUCUCCACAGCCAAAGCCCAGAGGGUGCCAGUGCCAGUGUGUGGUCACUCUGUAAAUAAACUCCUGGCAGCUUUGCUGGGGGUCCGAGCUGUGAUCCCCACAGCUCUGCCCACAUGUCCCUCCGCCUCAGAUCCCAAGGUGCCUGGCUGUCUCCCUGUAGGGGUUGCCUUUUUCCAAAGUUCUCUUCAACCAGGAGGGACCCCAAGGGUGGGGGUGGGUCUGUGUAUCAGUUAGACUGCUUUGGGCUACAAGUUACAAGAUAGCAGAUUCAAGCAGGCUUAAAUAUUAAAGAGAUGUUAUUGGUUCUUGUGUGUGUUGCCUCUGGGUUCUGUAACAGUUCACCACAAACUGGGUGAUAUAAAACUAGGGAAAUGAGCUAGGUAAGGUGGUACACUCCUGUAAACCCAGAGAGGCCGAGGGUAAAGGCAGUGUGGUUGUGAGUUCAAGGUCAGUUUAGGCAAAGUUAGCAUGAGAGUGUGUCUGAAAAAAAAUUAAAAGGAAAAGACUAGGGCAUGGCUCAGGUGGGUAGAGGGCUUG
Messenger RNA from Dipodomys spectabilis (banner-tailed kangaroo rat), 3249 nucleotides. RefSeq names its product Rho guanine nucleotide exchange factor 19 (gene Arhgef19). Gene Ontology annotation, biological process: activation of GTPase activity; regulation of actin cytoskeleton organization. Gene Ontology annotation, molecular function: protein binding; guanyl-nucleotide exchange factor activity. The record is from RefSeq and is a predicted model, not a curated record. The transcript has 15 exons. NCBI's taxonomy places the organism in Eukaryota, Metazoa, Chordata, Mammalia, Rodentia, Heteromyidae. The coding region runs from base 22 to 2433 and encodes 803 amino acids.